GAGAGCUGGUGAAAGAUCGUCAUAGCCAGGUUGUUGCCAGGAAAUGUCCCGGAAUGGUCACGUCACAGCAACACUGCUGGUGGUUGUGUUAUGGUGGAUCGGAUUGUGCCGCGCAACGAUAGAACCGUGCCCGUUUGUAAUGUCCUGUGACGAUGACAGUGACUCCGCUGGUUCCCGGUACCGUAGUGCGGACGGAUCGUGUAACAGCCGGUACAAUCCACUGUACGGUACCGCGUACCGACCGUACCGGCGACUGUUACCGGCCAAGUACGCCGAUGGCGUCUCCGAACCUGCCCGAAUGGUUGGUUCCGGUGCUGCGAUGCCAAACGCUCGCCAGCUUUCGAUGGCACUGUUCGGUGAAACGGAACGACGGGAUGGCCGCAGCACGAUCGUUAACAUGCAGUUCGGUCAGCUGGUGGCUCACGAUCUUAGCUUCACGGCGGAUGUUUUCGGUGGCAGGUGCUGCCCCGCUGGUGGUCGUGCACGGCAACUACCGGCCAGAUGUCUACCGGUGGCCAUACCACCGGAUGAUCCGGUUCUGGGGAACGGUACCACCGAUUGUAUGAGUAUGCUACGCACCAGAACCACCAUGGAGCAUCCUUGUGCGACGAAUUACGGCCAAGCGGAGCAGCUAUCAUCCGUGACCGCUUUUCUCGAUCUCUCGAUCGUGUACGGUAAUUCCGCCGGGCAAAUGGCCGCUCUACGGUCACCGCACGGUGGCCAGAUGCUGGUCGAACAUCGGGACGGGAGUGAUUGGCCACCGCACAAUCCGAACGCGUCCACACUCUGCCAGAUGCUCGAGGAAUCGGACGUUUGCUACCAAACCGGCGAUCUGCGUUCGAACCAAAGCCCACAUCUGGCACUGCUUCAGAUCGUGUUUCUGCUCGAACACAAUCGGUUGGCCCGGGAGUUGGCGAUACUCAAUCCACGCUGGGAUGACGAGCGGUUGUUUCAGGAGGCGCGCCAGCUCAACAUCGGUCAGUAUCAGGCGAUCGUUUAUAAUGACUGGCUGCCGAUCUACCUGGGACGCGAUAAUAUGUUGGCCGGUGGUCUGCUUCAUCCGGUGGCCGACGGUGAGGAACCGGUACCGGAUUAUGAUCCGCUCGUGGAUCCAACCGUUAGCAAUGAGUUUGGGACUGCGGCGUUCCGGUACUUUCACAACAUGAUCGUCGGUCAGCUGGACCUGUACGGUGACACCGGGGAACCGAUCGGAUCGAUCCGGCUCUCCGAUUGGCUGCGGCGACCGGGCAUACUGGAACAACCAUCACCAUCAGGGCACCAGGGCUCGAACCGGGUGCUGCUGGCCCGCUGUAUGGUCAGCCAACCGCACGACACCCCGAACGGUCACCUUUCGCCCGAAGCCAAACACUACCUUUUCCGCAACCAGCGGACCACCGGAGUGGACCUGAAAGCGAUCGAUAUCCAGCGUGCCCGGGACCAUGGGCUGCCGGGCUACAACGAGUACCGGGUGUGGUGUUGUGGUCUCGAACGGGCCACCGAAUGGUCGGAUCUGCAUGAUACACUCCCGGAGGAGACGGUAACCGAGCUGGCCCGCUGGUACGGUACGGUCGGCGAUGUGGAGUUGGCCGUGGCCGGUGCACUGGAACGGCAUCAGGCCGGUGCCACGGUUGGACGGACGUUUCUGGCGAUUCUGCUCGAACAGUUCCGUCGUACCCGUACCGGGGAUCGGUUCUUUUACGAGAAUGGUACUCCCUUUAGCGGGGCCCAGCUGGUGCAGGUGCGCCGUGCCUCCAUCGGUCGGUUGCUGUGCGAUGCCGUCCCGGAGUUGGAGCGUAUGCAACCGAAUGCGUUCUUUCUGCCGGAUGACGCGGGGAAUUCGGUGCGACCGUGCCGGGAGCUUGCCGAAGUACGGCUCGAACCAUGGCAGGAACGUUGAGGAAUACGUGGAACAUUACGGG
Molecule: messenger RNA, 1919 nt
Organism: Anopheles darlingi
Lineage: Eukaryota; Metazoa; Arthropoda; Insecta; Diptera; Culicidae
Product: peroxidase-like
Exons: 3
Coding region: 44-1897 (617 amino acids)
Biological process (GO): response to oxidative stress
Molecular function (GO): heme binding; peroxidase activity
Source: RefSeq, a predicted model, not a curated record